AUGCCGGGCAUUCCUACGAAUAUCGAUAUGGAUGAGUGCAUCGAGCGACUCUACCGCAAAGAACUCCUCGCCGAGUCAGUUAUCGAAGGGAUUUGUGCGAAGGCCAAAGAAUUAUUGAUGAAGGAAGGCAAUGUGGUUCAUAUCCAGGCACCUGUCACUGUUGUGGGUGAUAUUCAUGGUCAGUUUUUCGACCUGUUGGAGAUCUUUCGGAUCGGAGGAUUCUGUCCGAACACAAACUAUCUGUUUCUUGGCGACUACGUAGAUCGCGGUCUCUUCAGUGUGGAGACGAUCACUCUACUCGUCUGCCUCAAACUUAGAUACCCCCAGCGAGUUCAUCUCAUCCGAGGUAACCACGAGUCCCGCGGUGUGACCCAGUCUUACGGCUUUUACACCGAAUGUGCACGCAAAUACGGCAAUGCCAAUGUAUGGCAUUAUUUCACAGACAUGUUUGACUUCCUCACGCUGAGCGUGGUGAUCAACGACGAGAUCUUCUGCGUACACGGCGGCCUUUCUCCGUCUAUCCAUUCCAUCGACCAGAUCAAAUCCCUCGACCGGUACCGUGAGAUCCCGCACGAAGGCCCGAUGGCCGACCUAGUCUGGUCCGAUCCCGACCCAGAACGCGACGAGUUCUCUCUUUCCCCGCGUGGAGCUGGAUAUACAUUUGGUUCGCAAGUGGUUCGGAAGUUUCUCGAGGUCAACAACAUGUCCCAUAUUUUGCGAGCCCAUCAGCUGUGUAACGAAGGAUACCAGGUUCUUUUCGACGACCGACUGAGCACGGUGUGGAGUGCGCCUAAUUACUGCUACCGAUGCGGAAAUCUUGCUAGUGUACUUGAGGUGGGUGACAAAAUGCAGCGCUACUUUAACAUCUUCGACGCAGCACCCGAGAACGAUGUGCAUCGGAGCGAGCAACAGGCCCAGCAGAACAGGGAUUCUCAGCCGACCAUUGACUAUUUCUUGUGA
Messenger RNA from Penicillium argentinense, 960 nucleotides. RefSeq names its product serine/threonine-protein phosphatase. Gene Ontology annotation, cellular component: FAR/SIP/STRIPAK complex. Bases 1 to 960 code for a protein of 319 amino acids. NCBI's taxonomy places the organism in Eukaryota, Fungi, Ascomycota, Eurotiomycetes, Eurotiales, Aspergillaceae. Gene Ontology annotation, biological process: peptidyl-serine dephosphorylation. Gene Ontology annotation, molecular function: protein serine/threonine phosphatase activity. The transcript is spliced from 3 exons. The record is from RefSeq and is a predicted model, not a curated record.